UCCUCUGGAUCAUCAGGGCGCGGGGACGGUGCCAGUCGCGCGUCCUUCACUUACCGGACUGCCGUCUAACCAGUUUCCCACGGUCCAGCCGAGCGUGUGCGCACCUCCCCAGCUGUCCAAGAAAAACAGGAAGACUCAGCUGCCGCUCCAACCGACAGCAGAGACUUUGUGUUGCCAUGAUGAGGAACGUUGGGGGAGUUAUUGUGCUGAGCUUGCUGCUAGUAUUUGUCCAGCUUGCAGCAGGAGAGAGUUUCAGCCCACCUGGGACACCUAAAAAUAUAAUUUGUCGCUCUCCCGAAAAAGAGACUUUCACCUGCUGGUGGGAGCCAGGCUCUGAUGGAGGGCUGCCAACCACCUAUGCCUUGUACUAUCGCAAAGAAAACUCUGACACAGUGUACGAGUGUCCCGACUACAAAACGGCCGGAAAGAACUCCUGCUUCUUUAACAAGAAUGACACAUCCAUCUGGGUGACCUACAACAUCACCGUUGUGGCCACCAACGCACUGGGUAGAGCAUUUUCGGAUCCCGUUGAAAUAGAUGUCGUUUACAUCGUAAUGCCAAAUCCUCCAGAAGAGGUGACAGUGACUGUCAUAGAGGACACAAACUGGCCUUUCCUUCGAGUUUCUUGGGAACCUCCUGAAAAGGCUGACACCCGUUCGGGUUGGAUUACUCUAAUCUACGAGCUCCGAAUCAAGCUGGAGAAUGAAGAUGAAUGGGAGGUGCAUCCUGCAGGCCAGCAGAAGGUGUUCAACAUUUUCAGCCUGAGACCAGAUAGUACAUAUCAUGUCCAGGUUCGAUGCAAGCCUGAUCAUGGCUUCUGGAGUGAAUGGAGUGGCACGACGUUCGUCAAAGUUCCAGACUAUUUCCCACGAGAAAGGUCAAUGUGGAUCCUUAUUGCAGUCUUUGCUGCCUUCAUCAUCCUCACCUUCACCUUCAUCUGGCUGUCAUACAUGAAAAUUCACAAUCUGAAGCACUACGUUCUGCCACCGGUGCCAGGACCUAAAAUCAAAGGAUUUGAUAAAAAAGCUCUCAAGAAUGGCAAGUUUGAGGACAUCUUUAGCUCAUUGGUGGUGUCUGAUUUCCCUCCAACCACAUCCAACUAUGAGGACUUUAUUGUGGAAAACCUAGAGGUGUUUGUUCCAGAGGAGCAGGAACUUAUCAUGGAAGACAGCAAAGAUCUUCAAGAUGAUAGCAUCAAAUCUGAAAACUCCACCUGUGACAAUGACUCUGGCCGGGGCAGCUGUGACAGCCACACCCUGCUCAUCGAUAAGGGCGGAGGAGACAAAGAGGAGGCGCUACAGUCCGAUCAGGAGGGUAGUCAGGAUGAGAGGGUUCCAACGAGCCCAGAGGAAGUCAUGGAGGAAGACCUCCUAGCAUGCUGUGACGAAAAGAAUAGCCCCGAUAUUUCUGAGAAGGUGAAGUUCACGCCUUCUUUGAUUUCCCCACUACCCCGGUACAACCUGAUGAAUCAACCAAACCCCCCUGAGAUUGGGAAAAAACACUGCCUUUCAGAUAGCCUGCUCAACCCAGACUCCCUUCCCUCUUACUUUACUCAGCCUCCCAGCACUAAAAAUGACUUUAGAUCAAAUCCCUGGGAGUGCAACUUCAACCACAAGCAACAUCCUCUCCAUCCCCAGACAACGGGCAAAGAGCACCUCCAGGUUCAGAACGAAAUCAGCUGGGUACACGUCGACCGCACAGAAGCUUCCUUAGGUGUCCAAGCGCCCAGCGUCAGGUCCACCGAAUAUGUGGAGGUCCAGAGGGUCAGUGGUGGGAAUAUGGUUCUCCUUCACCCUGUGUCUGCAGGCCAAGAAAACAGCGGUACCAUGAGCCAUCAAACGGAGCACUACAGCAGGGUGAAGACGGUGAACAAUGACAGUGGUCUGCUGUUGCUUCAAAAAGAGUCCACAGGGGAAGAGAUGGGAAUAUGCCUUAGUGAAGAAGAAGUGGAAAGCAGAGCAACAUCGAAUGGCUACACAGCAUCCAUCACUCCAACUUCGGAGAAGCCUAUGGUCGGCAUUAACUCCACCCUGCCCAUUCUGGAUGACAGGAUGGCCAGUGGAUACGUUGACACCGCCACCAUGUUUGGCCUUCCCACUUACUAGAUGUUGCAAAUACUCAGCUGAAGGACAUUGCUAGCAGAUCACUUUCAGUUUAGGAAGC
This is a messenger RNA of Cyprinodon variegatus (sheepshead minnow), 2163 nucleotides long. RefSeq names its product prolactin receptor (gene prlra). Gene Ontology annotation, molecular function: cytokine receptor activity; protein binding. The coding region runs from base 177 to 2105 and encodes 642 amino acids. Gene Ontology annotation, biological process: cytokine-mediated signaling pathway. The transcript is spliced from 9 exons. Lineage: Eukaryota; Metazoa; Chordata; Actinopteri; Cyprinodontiformes; Cyprinodontidae. Gene Ontology annotation, cellular component: membrane; external side of plasma membrane. The record is from RefSeq and is a predicted model, not a curated record.